UAAAAGUAUAGUCUCUUAUUUAACAUAGUCGACAAGCCGGCAGUUGCUCAGUCGACCACCGUCCGUAACAGAGUAAUCGUAUUUCGAAGUUAAUAUAUCGGUGAACCGGUACAACUUGGACAGUCUUUGGGAACUUCCACUUGUGAAAAGUGACAGUUGCCUUUUGUCAUGGCUUUCUUAGUCUUCACACUGGUACUAUUGUCGUCGAAGUUGGUUGUCGGCAAUUUCAGCUACGAUGGAAAUAGUGGACCAUUGCAUUGGGGUGAUGAAUACAAACAAUGUAUAGGAAAAUUCCAGUCACCCAUUGAUAUAGAAGAAAAGGAUGUCACAAACAUGACUUUCCCAAAACUACAAUUUUCUGAUACAGAGAAUUCCCACGUAGCUUACAUGAUUAAUAAUGGCCAUACAGUGAUGAUUCGAAGUUUCGAUCCUGAUUUACCCACGAUAUUAGGCGGGCCCAUCAACAAUACAUACGUGUUUCAACAAUUACACUUUCAUUGGGGUCAAAAUGAUAAUCUUGGAUCCGAGGAUCUUAUUAAUAAUCACUCGUUUUCCAUGGAGCUGCACGCAGUUUUUUGGAAGAAACAAUAUGGCUCAUAUGACAAAGCGACAGAAUAUUCUGAUGGCCUCACUGUGCUUGGAUACUUAUAUCAGGUAAAUAUUAAAUCAUUACACGAAGUCUAUACUUACUUUAUUUAUUUGCAGUUGGCUGUGUUUCGUAAAAUUCAAUCCAGUGAUGGAAGAAAUUUAACACAUAAUUUCCGUCCGGUGCAACCAUUAGAUGGUAGAAUAGUUUAUCGUAAUGUCCCAACUUCCAUGAUUUCCGGAACUACUAUUAUUACAGAUUCUAAACAAACGACGAAUAGUUCUAAAAAACUAAAGCCAACAAAACAAUCUAAUGAAGAAAAUUCUCAUAAGAAAGAUGAUCAUAAUGGACAACAAAGCAUGUGGACCGUAUCAUCAUUUGGAGUGAUACUUGGGCUUAUUUUUCUUUUACAAUAUCAAUAAUACACUGGAAGCUUUAAUCAAUUAUUUUGACUUUUAUGUAAUUUAAAAUAAUUAAUAAUAAAUAAGUAAAUUAAAUAAUAUUAUAUUUAACAUUAAACUAUUUAAUAUUAUAUUUAAUGUUGUGUAUUUACACAAUACUUUUUGGUGCAAAAGAAUUUAUGAAAUUAUUAAAUAUCUUUAUAUUU
Messenger RNA from Apis dorsata (giant honeybee), 1193 nucleotides. Its product is annotated as carbonic anhydrase 2-like. Bases 169 to 1008 code for a protein of 279 amino acids. The transcript is spliced from 6 exons. Gene Ontology annotation, cellular component: cytoplasm. NCBI's taxonomy places the organism in Eukaryota, Metazoa, Arthropoda, Insecta, Hymenoptera, Apidae. Gene Ontology annotation, molecular function: zinc ion binding; carbonate dehydratase activity. The record is from RefSeq and is a predicted model, not a curated record.